UAUUUUGCCAUAAAUAAAUAACACCAACUGCCGCAACAUGAUAUUCCUGAUGACAGUGAUCAAAGUGCUGCUAAUAGCCUUAAAUAUAUUUCCCAGCCGCUUUACAAAUCGCAAGGUGAUGUUUGUCAUUUAUCUGACGAAUUUGGUGACACAUGUUAUGAUGAACGAGCCACGUUUUGCCCAACCAAUACCGAAUGUUACUGUGGCUGUGGGACGUGAUGCCAAUUUACCAUGCGUCGUUGAACACCUGGGUGGUUAUAAGGUUGCCUGGAUACACAUUGAUAGACAAAUGAUUUUGACAAUACAUCGACAUGUCAUCUCAAGAAUACCACGUUACAGCAUCACUUACGACAAUGCAAACACUUGGCUGUUGCAUGUGAAUCAGGCCCAUCAAGACGAUCGUGGCUACUACAUGUGUCAAGUGAACACGAAUCCCAUGAUAAGUCAAGUGGGUUAUUUGCAAGUAGUUGUGCCACCAAAUAUAUUGGACAUUGAGAGUACACCCUCAUCGGUGGCUGUUAGAGAAAAUCAAAACAUUAAUAUGACCUGCAGGGCUGAUGGCUUUCCAGCUCCCAAAAUCAUAUGGCGCCGAGAAGAUGGUGAAGAAAUUGCAGUCGAAAAGAAAAAGAAAGUGUUGGUGUAUGAUGGUGAAGUGUUGCCAUUGACCAAAGUGAGCCGGAAUGAGAUGGGUGCCUAUCUGUGUAUUGCCACCAAUGGAGUACCACCUUCAGUAUCAAAGCGUAUAAUACUUGAUGUUGAGUUUUCGCCCAUGAUUUGGGUGCCAAAUCAACUUGUUGGAGCACCGGCUGGCACUGAUGUAACCAUCGAUUGUCACACAGAAGCCCAUCCCAAAGCUAUAAUUUAUUGGGUUUAUAACUCAGUUAUGGUGUUGCCCAGUAAAAAAUACAAAACGGAUUACACUGAAAACUCCUACAGGGCUCAUAUGAAGCUGACCAUAAGAAAUUUACAAUAUGGUGACUUUGGCAAUUAUAGAUGCAUUUCGAAGAAUUCAUUGGGUGAAACAGAGGGAUCAAUACGAGUUUAUGAAAUUCCUUUGCCAUCGACACCUUCAAAACAGGUCACCCAUUCGACCAUCGAUACUAGAGAAAACAACAUUAUACCCAUACGCAACGAGUCCAGUAGAUCCUUACAAACUGAUGUCCACUCAAUGAAAAAUGAACUACUGGGCAGUGGAACUUCCUCGUCAGCGUCUUCAUCGUCGUCAUCUUCUCUCUCUUCGUCACACAGUGCAACAUCAUCGAUAUCAUCGAUUUCGGGCAACAGUAUACCAGGUUUUAGUUCAUCUGGUAAUGCUAUAGAGCGGAAGGGUUCUUUGGCGAUAGGGAAGAGUAUGUUUUAUACCGAACAUCCUCCAAAUCAUUUGGCCGAUACAGCAGCCCUAUCAUCAAAACCAACGAAUGCUUUAAUCUUAUGUGCACAUUUACUAGUAUUUCUACUAUUGAGAUGUCGAGCGUAA
Messenger RNA from Calliphora vicina (urban bluebottle blowfly), 1477 nucleotides. It is a transcript of the gene DIP-delta, whose product is annotated as Dpr-interacting protein delta. NCBI's taxonomy places the organism in Eukaryota, Metazoa, Arthropoda, Insecta, Diptera, Calliphoridae. Gene Ontology annotation, cellular component: neuron projection. Bases 38 to 1477 code for a protein of 479 amino acids. The transcript has 11 exons. The record is from RefSeq and is a predicted model, not a curated record.